AUCCUCCCCCAGUCCACGACGCUUUAAAAAUCUUGAAACCAAAAGAGCGAAGAGAGCCCAAACACGCGGGAGGUCGCCUCCGUCUUCCGUCGUCGCCUCCGCCUUCCUUCUGCUUCAGUUCGUAGGGUUUUGAUUCCUCCUCCGCCACCCGCUCCUUCCUCAUCCUCCUCCUCCGCCGCCGCCGUCGCCGCCGCCGCGCGACGAGCGGCGAUCCAGAUCGCCGGCGAUCUGCCGGCGCUCAAUCGCGGGCCGGUUUUCGGGUGAACCCUGAUUCGGCGCGGGCCAAUUCGGCGGCGCCGUCGCCGUCCUCCCGUCCGUACGUUCGGAUUGAUCCGGUAUGGCGCCCACGAGGAAGUCCAGGAGCGUGUACAAGCGGUUCUCGAAUUUGAAUGAGGUUUCUCCGGAUAAGGACGUCGGGAGCUCGAAGAGCAGCCGGAAUCGGAAGAAGAAAUUGUCUGAUCUAGGACCGCAGUGGAGCAAGGAAGAGCUCGAGCGCUUCUACGAAGCUUAUAGGAAACACGGGAAAGAGUGGAAGAAGGUGGCUGCUGCUGUGCGUAACAGAUCCGUUGAUAUGGUUGAGGCUCUCUACAACAUGAACAGAGCAUAUUUGUCCCUUCCUGAGGGUACAGCUUCUGUGGUUGGUCUUGUAGCAAUGAUGACCGAUCAUUAUAAUGUUAUGGAGGAAAGUGAUGAAGAAGAGAGCAAUGAUAGAACAGAAAUCAGAAACACACCGAAACGCAAGCGUGGUAAAGUUCAGGUUGGUGGUUCAAGAGAAGAUCUGCACCCCAAAGCUGACUUGUCUAAUGAUGGUUGUCUGUCAUUAUUGAAAAGAAGACGUGUUGAUAGUAGCCAACCACGUGUUGUUGGCAAAAGGACUCCUCGAUUUCCUGUUUCUUUCUUGUACAAGAAAGAUGGCAGAGAAAAUCAUGUUUCUCUGGGCAAGAGGGGCCGGAAGUCAGAGGCUGAUGCUACAGAUGAUGAUGUUGCACAUGGAGCAGCGUUAGUACUAACUGCGGCUUCCCACAGGGGAGGCUCACCACAAGUUUCUCGAAGUCCUUAUGGUAGAAAAGUGCAGUCAAAAGUAUCACCUGUUCAGAGCUGGGAAAGGAUGCAUUCUCAAUCAGACGCAACCAAGUACGGUGAUGCUUCUCUGGACGAAGAAUGGCUGGAAGGGAGCAUUGGCAGUAGGGGAACGGAAAAUGGAGACUAUGAAAAGUAUACAAGGUCCUUGACGGACAUAGAAGGUGUCGGCACAGUAGAAGUUUGUCGGAAAGGGAAGAAAUUCUAUGGAAAGAAAGAGAAAGUCGAGGUCCUGGAAGAGAAAGAGUUUGAAGAUGGUGGCGGAGCUUGCAGCGGAACAGAAGAGGGAGGCAAUGAUAAUUCACUGAAGGGGAAAGUCAAGUUUGAAGUUUCAAAUGAGAAAAUAGAGCAUUCUCAUCAAACUCCGAGAAAGAGAAGCAAGAAGCUUUUCUUUGGAGAUGAAAGCUCUGAUCUUGAUGCUCUGCAGACAUUGGCUGAUUUGUCAUUGAUGAUGCCAGUUUCCACCAUGGAGUCAGAAUCCUCUGUCCAGUUGAAGGAAGAAAAAACAACUCGGGAUAUAGAUGAUAAGUUGACUGUGCCCGAAGCCACUUCUGUAGAUCGUCAAAGAGAUAAGGUCUUAGGGAAGGAGAAAACUUCUGCAGUUGACAGUAGAAAAUCAAAUCUUGCGAGGGCCUCAGCUAUCAAUUCUGAUGCUAUCUCCAAAGCAAAAGGGCAACUGCUGUCGAGCAACAAAUCAGGGAAAAGAAAAUCUAAGCCAAUAACGUCUAAGGUUAUAAAUGCUGAAGCUCAUAAUACUUUUCUUCUAGGUGAAUCUCUGAAAAAUGAGGCCUCAGCUGAGGAAGGAAAGACACUAGCGGGUCAACCAUCUACGAGAGAGUUCAAAUUAGCUUUUGGGAGAGAGUAUAGAGCGUCUGUUUCAAAAGCGAAGAAGUCAGCUAAAUCUGCACAGAACUUGUCUGAUAUUGAUCAGAAAGGAACGGAAACUGAUUUGAUGGGGUUGAGUACUCAGGUUCCUGCUGAAAUUCAGGUCAACUUACCAACUAAGUCAAGAAGUCGAAGAAAGAAAGAUCUGCAGCAGGCACUGAAACCAAAAGAGAUGAGUGGUUCUGAUAGCACACUGAGGAACCGAACUGAUAAACGUGGAAUAUUUGUCCAGGAUAAAGCACUUUCUUUAAAGGACAAACUGUCGUCUUGCCUGUCAUCCAAUCUGGCACGGAGGUGGUGUAUUUUUGAAUGGUUUUAUAGUGCUAUUGAUUAUCCGUGGUUUGCAAAGAGGGAGUUUGUCGAUUACUUAAAUCAUGUCGGACUUGGGCACAUUCCUAGGUUAACACGUGUCGAAUGGAGUGUUAUAAGAAGCUCACUUGGCAAGCCUCGUAGAUUUUCUGAAAAUUUCCUUCGUGAAGAGAAGAAGAAACUUGAACAAUAUCGUGAAUCUGUGAGAAAGCAUUAUACUGAACUUCGCACUGGUGUUAGGGAAGGACUUCCCACAGACUUAGCCCGACCGUUAUCUGUUGGACAAAGAGUGAUUGCCCUUCAUCCGAAAACAAGAGAAGUUCAUGACGGAAGUGUCCUCACUGUUGAUCAUGACAAGUGCAGGAUUCAGUUUGAUCGUCCUGAUAUCGGAGUUGAAUUUGUGAUGGAUGUUGAUUGCAUGCCUCUAAAUCCGCUGGAUAACAUGCCUGAGGCUCUUAGGAGACGGAGCCUCUUUGUUGACAAAUUCCCUGUUAUAUCUAAAGAACCUCAAAUUGAGGGCAAUAUAUCUUUUGGAGGGGCCCUUCUUUAUGAUCCUAGUGGGCAUCUAGCAAAUGUUCGGAGUCCCAUGAGUAAUUUGAUGAAGCAAGCAAAGGACUCAAACCAUGCAAUUUUUCAAGGCAAAGUAGCUGCUUCAGGUGUUGUCAGUACCCAACAGACAUUCUGUAGUCAGCCUUGCAGAACGGUGUAUAGCCAGGCGAGAGAAGCUGAUAUUCGGGCUCUUUCUGACCUAACUCAUGCUUUGGAUAAGAAGGAGGCAUUGUUAAUGGAGCUUAGAAACAUGAAUAAUGAUGUAUUGGAUGACCAAAUUAAUGGAGAUGGCUCUCUUAAGGAUUCUGAAUCUUUCAAGAAGCAUUACGCCACGGUACUUGUACAGCUAAAGGAAGCCGGUGGCCAGGCUUCUUCUGCUUUGGUUCAUUUGAGGGAACGGAAUACUUAUCCAGGAAAUCCGAUGCCUCCUUGGUUAAAGCCUCCAGUGAAUUCUGGUGCUGCAAUUGGCCUUCCCAGAGAACUUGAUAAAUACGUAUAUCCACAUGAGUCAGGAUGUAAUGUUCAUGAAAUUGUGAAGGUUUCAAGAUUGAAAGCACAGACGAUGGUGGAUAAAGCUAUUCAGGUGAUUUCGUCGUUGAAAGAGGGGGAAGAUGCUUUUACAAGGAUUGGAGAGGCUCUUGAUUCGAUAAAUGACCAACAGCUGGCUUCUGACAUCAAGUUAUCAGGUGUCAUAUCCCCAGAGAAGGUCAAUGGCAGCUUGGCUCCUAACAAUCAGUUGAAUGCCUGCCCAUCCGAGACCAACCAGCUAUCUGGUUCAAAACCUUGUACUGAUGCCGACAAGACUGAGACCCAGAUACCGGCUGAGCUGAUCACAUCGUGCGUCGCUACUUUGCUCAUGAUACAGACGUGUACGGACCGACACUAUCCUCCAGCCGAUGUGGCCCAGAUACUUGAUUCUGCUGUGACGAGUUUGCACCCUUGUUGCCCCCAGAACCUCCCGCUUUACCGGGAGAUUCAGAUGUCCAUGGGCAGACUGAAGACGCAGAUGUUGGCGCUGGUGCCGACGCAAAUCUGAUUUCUCGUCUCGGGUCUGUCCCUAGAAGUCGGGUAAUGUAUAUAAGUACCGCCAGAACAAAUCCCGGUUCAUCUUCACCACAUUCUGUAUCUGAUUGGUCCGCGCUAUCAAAUGAAGCCGACGUGUACUAUCUUCGCCACAGUGUAUACUGUCUAAUUAGUGUUAUCUUUUACUCAGUCCUCGAUUUUCUUCUCGUUCCCCUUGUAGCUCACUCCCGGUCCCCGCCGGCGCUGUAGUUCCUCUUUCUUAAAUAAACGUCGGCAGGUUGUUGUGAUAACCCACCCAGUUGGAAAAGAAAAUAACCUAUUCUCCCGA
Molecule: messenger RNA, 4174 nt
Organism: Syzygium oleosum
Lineage: Eukaryota; Viridiplantae; Streptophyta; Magnoliopsida; Myrtales; Myrtaceae
Product: protein ALWAYS EARLY 2-like
Exons: 19
Coding region: 338-3859 (1173 amino acids)
Biological process (GO): DNA-templated transcription; regulation of transcription by RNA polymerase II; regulation of cell cycle
Cellular component (GO): transcription repressor complex; nucleoplasm
Molecular function (GO): DNA binding
Source: RefSeq, a predicted model, not a curated record